CUUGAUAAUUUAUACUAAUUUCCACAAAUAUAUUAGCUGAAUUACUAAAUAAUCUAUAUUAUGAGAAUUAUCUCAAAAUAAAUAGAUUCAUUUGUUAAGAAAUAGAAUAUAUAUAAAAAGAUAAAUAGAUAUAGAAAGUUGACUCAAAUACAGUAUUCUAAAAUUUAUCUUAAAAUACAGUAAUAUGAUAGAGUCAAGUAGUAAAGAAAAUGAUCAUCGACCAGUCACUCCAUCAGAGGAGGAUUGUUGUGGCAAUUCUUGUAAUCCAUGCAUUUUUGAUGUACAUAAGAAAUUAGUUGAAGAAUGGGAAAAAAGAAAAUUAGAUAAAAUAAAAAGAGUUUACAAUGAAAACUGUUUGUCUCUUUUGCAGUAUAAGAGAUUUAUUGUUAGAGCUAUAAAAAGAUCAUCAGAAGAUUGCAUUAUUAUUGAUAUUGAAUGUGGUUCAGAAAAUAAAAAUGAACUUGUGUUUAUGUCUCCUGGCCAACACAUUAUGAUGAGAUUAACUUCUACUUCUAAACCAUAUACUCCUAUUUCAUGGAACAAGCAAUCAAUAAAGCUGUUAAUAAAACUGUAUGAAAAUGGUGUUGCCAGUAAUUGUAUAAAACAAUUAAAACUUAGAGAUGAUAUAUUUAUCAGAGGACCAUAUGGUGAUUUUAAAUAUACAAGAAACAGUUAUAAAAACGUAGUAAUGUUGAGUAUAGGAAGUGGAAUAGCAGCUCUGUACCCAAUAGCUGUCUCAAUAGUCAAAGAUGAUUUAGAGGAUACAAAAAUCAAAUGGAUCUCAGGAUUUCGAUCUUUAUCACAUGUGGCUCUGAAAGAUGAAUUGAGAGCGUUAACAGACUAUUGGAAUUUUGAAUGUUUAUUAUGUUUAUCUCAAGAAAAGGAUGCAAAUAUCACUGGAAUACAGACUAUAAAUAGCCGCCUAAAUGAUAAAAUAAUUAACAACGUUCUCGACUCUUACGAUUCAGAAUCGGUUUUAAUUUUAAUUUGUGGAACUCCCGAAUUUAAUGCGUCAAUGGAAAAACUCGUUGUUAAAAAAAAUUUUUCCAAUCAUUAUUCAUUCAGGUGACAUUUCAAUAAAUAUUUUGUUCAUCGUUUGAUAACAAACAAAGCGUCUUUUGUGAUUCGUUUAAUUAAUAUUCAUCCACAAGUUAUAGCUUUUUGUCAUAAGUUGAAAAUUGACAUUUUUUUAAUAAAUCUUAUAGUGUCUAUUGUUUUACUUUAACACAUCUUUAAUAUAACUAUAAAUUUAUUUGGUAUUUUUCAAGUGCAAAAUUAUGCAUAUAUUUUAAAAGAACGCAUUGAUUCUUUAAAUAUUAUUUAACGUGUUUUUAUAUCGUAAUGUUUCGAUUGUAAUGAAUAAGUUUGAAAAACGAAAAAUCGAAAAAAAUUCUGUAUUUGGUCUGAAGUUUUUGUCGUCUAAAAUGCUAAAAUUGAUUGGAGGUAGUUUCGCUCAAAAUGUUCCAAUUACAAUUUAUAUCCAAAUUAGUACUUGGUAACAAAACUGAUAGAGAUCACAUGAGUUAUAUGCCAGUUUAUCAAAAAUAUUUGUUGAUUGCCUGUACAUUAAAAUAUUGUAACGACUCUUCAUGAAAAUAAUAUUUUUCGCACCUUUGAAAAUCGCACUUUUCACACGUCGUAUCAAAAAAUAUAGUACGGCACAUGUUCGGGUAAGAAUUUCUCGUCUCGUGUAUCUUUCUACCCCACUUUUAUCAUAAUGUACUAUUAAUGUUUCAGAGAGUUGCGUUUACGUAGAGUAAACAAGCAUUUAAUGUCGUAGUUUUAAGACGAAGCUAGAUAGUGUUGCCAUCACGAGUAAUUUUACCCGAGAAAAGGACCGAUUUUAACUUUAUUUUUUCUCAAAGUUAUAUGACAUUCCAUCAAGCUAAUAAUAAAAUGAGACAGAUGCGCGAAUAUACUUAAAAACAAUAAUAAUUUAUUCAUGUCUCCAAUAUAGAUUAUCCUCCUUUUUUAAAGUCAGCAAAAAAUUGAUGAA
Molecule: messenger RNA, 1996 nt
Organism: Phymastichus coffea
Lineage: Eukaryota; Metazoa; Arthropoda; Insecta; Hymenoptera; Eulophidae
Product: NADH-cytochrome b5 reductase-like
Exons: 5
Coding region: 185-1069 (294 amino acids)
Molecular function (GO): oxidoreductase activity
Source: RefSeq, a predicted model, not a curated record